AUGGUUAUAUCUGCCAUUCAUCUUCAUGCUGAUCAAUUUUUGUCUUCUCAAAUGAGUCGCUCAAAUCUAUUUUCUUAUUCGGGCCACUUUGGUUGUUUCAGGGAUUCAAUUCUUAAUAACGGAAAAUCCCAGUUACCUCCAUCGAACCUCUAUAAAAAAUUUCAUUUUACCGGGAGAUUGGAUGGAAUCAAGGAGGCGAGAAAUGGAUCAAGCCUAAUCGAUUUUGGUCGGAUCCCUUUGCGAAGAUAUUCAGAGAUAGAAUCAAGCUCGGUAGCAUCGAGAUCCAUAACAGUUUCCAUCACCAAAUCAAAGCCACAACAUUUGGUUGAGAGAUCAUUGCAAAUGCUCGAAAUGUUAUCACCAGAUUACGAGGCAACGACUUUUAGAUACGUUUUCGAUUCCAAAGAAUAUCAAGCCACUGUCCGGAGUGAUGGUCACAAAAGUUUUUUCGGAUGGAGUUGGCUGAGAAGGCACUCAUACGAUCCAAAAUUCAUGGAUACUCAGCAGAUCUGGAACAGAAAAAUCUUGUGGAAUGCUGAGAUCAAGGAUUGUCCACCAGCAGUACAAUACGAAGAUGUCAUGCAAACAAGUGAAGGCUUGGCAGAUUGGUUAAAGAAGAUUAAUGAAUAUGGAUUCUGUUUUGUAAAUGGUGUGCCUCCAUCGGUCAAAGAAACUGAAGAAUUGGCAAGAAGGAUUUGUUUCAUUCGAGAAACUCAUUAUGGCAAGUUUUGGGAUUUUACGGCCAAUCUGGAACACGGAGACACCGCAUAUACGAAUCUCAAACUUAAAGCUCACACAGAUAAUACCUAUUUUACCGAACCAUCAGGUCUCCAGAUGUUUCACUUGAUCGAAUUUGAUGGUAAAGGUGGCGAAUCGUUAUUGGUAGAUGGGUUUUGGGUCGCCCGACAAUUAAAGAUGAAGUCGCCCGUCUCUUAUCAUACCCUUUCCACGGUUCCUAUUCCCGCACAUUCAGCUGGAGAUUCGAAUACACUGGUUCAACCCACUCCUGUUGCCCACCCAAUUCUCAAUCACGAUCCACUUGAUCACUCCCUCUAUCAAAUCCGGUAUAACAAUGAUGAUCGAUCAACCAUGGAUCAUCUGUCAUCUGGUCAAGUACUUGAAUUUUACGAGGCAUUGAAAAAAUGGGAUGAUGAGUUAAGCGAUAAGGAGAAUGAGUAUUGGUUUCAAUUGCGUCCGGGGCGGGUGUUAAUAUUUGAUAAUUGGCGUGUGUUGCAUGGACGAGCGGCAUUUGAAGGGAAUCGGCGGUUGAUUGGCGCGUACUUAAAUUGGGAUGAUUAUAGGAGUAAAUUGAAGGUAUUGCAUUUAGACAGAGAUGAAAUUUUAGAAAGUUUGUAA
Acaulospora morrowiae is the source of this 1356-nucleotide messenger RNA. Lineage: Eukaryota; Fungi; Glomeromycota; Glomeromycetes; Diversisporales; Acaulosporaceae. The record is from the annotation of a GenBank genome assembly.